AUAAAAGCAGACCUCUUCCCGCUGAGCCACAGAGCAGCAAACCUCCAUCGGCGACAACAGUGCACACUGCAGGUAGAAAGAAGAACGUGGUGUCAACAUGAAGUUGGGGUUGCUCGUGGUUUUGGCCAUGGCGGUCCUGGUGCCCAGUCUGUCCGAGGGCCGGACCGUCUCCAGAUGUGAGCUGAAAGAAAAGCUCCAGGAAGUGCUCGAACUGCGGCCAGGACUCCAGCCGUUCAAGGAGAAAAUCCUUUCUAUAGUUAUCUGUGAGGUCAACAGACGCUCCAUGCUGAACACCGGGACGACAACAACCAGGCCAACAACAACCAGGUCAACAACAACCAGGCCAACAACAACCAGGCCAACAACAACCAGGCCAACAACAACCAGGCCAACAACAACCAGGCCAACAACCGGCGGUCCACUGACCAACGGGUCAACAACAACCAGGCCAACAACAACCAGGCCAACAACAACCAGGCCAACAACCGGCGGUCCACUGACCAACGGGUCAACAACAACCAGGCCAACAACAACCAGGCCAACAACAACCAGGCCAACAACCGGCGGUCCACUGACCAACGGGUCAACAACAACCAGGCCAACAACAACCAGGCCAACAACAACCAGGCCAACAACAACCAGGCCAACAACCGGCGGUCCACUGACCAACGGGUCAACAACCGUCCAACCUGGCAACAUCAGAAAAAAGCGUGAGGCCGUCACGACCAGCGAGGAGGAAGCCAUGAACAUGGUCGGAGGCGAGGAGAGCGAGAUGGAAGGUGAUGAGGAAGAGGACGAAGAGGAGGGCAAGUCGACGGAGGAGGAGAUGAGCGAAGGGGACGAGUUGACGGAGGAGGAGAUGAGCGAAGGGGACGAGUUGACGGAGGAGGAGAUGAGCGAAGGGGACGAGUUGACGGAGGAGGAGAUGAGCGAAGGGGACGAGUUGACGGAGGAGGAGAUAACCGACGAUGACGAAGAGGGCAAGAUGACGGAGGAGGUAACCGAUGAUGAUGAAGAGGGCAAGAUGACGGAGGAGGAGUUAACCGACGAUGACGAAGAGGGCAAGUCGACGGAGGAGGAGUUAACCGACGAUGACGAAGAGGGCAAGUCGACGGAGGAGCAGUUAACCGACGAUGACGAAGAGGGCAAGUCGACGGAGGAGGAGUUAACCGACGAUGACGAAGAGGGCAAGUCGACGGAGGAGAAGUUAACCGACGAUGACGAAGAGGGCAAGUCGACGGAGGAGGAGUUAACCGACGAUGACGAAGAGGGCAAGUCGACGGAGGAGGAGUUAACCGACGAUAACGAAGAGGGCAAGUCGACGGAGGAGAUGAGCGACGAGGACGAAGAGGGCAAGUUAAUGGAGGAGAUGAGCGACGAGGACGAAGAGGACGACGAGGAGGACGAGGAGGACGAGGAAGGUGGGAAGCGUGAGAAGCGCGGCGCCGGUCGCUGGAGGCACCACAAGAGGAGGAAGGCGGGCCUCCACGGACUCUUCCAGCUGUCCGACAGGUUGUUCUGCUCCUCGGGUUCCGGCCGGUCCCUCAACCUGUGCAACACUUCCUGCGAAGCCUUCACCGACGACGACAUCACGGAUGACAUCGACUGCUUUGUGAAGACUCGCGCCUGGUGGCGUUUAGUGAAGAGGAGGUCUCACAAGUGUUACGGAAGCAGAACCCAGGACUACUUCAGCAAAUGUCCCGCGCAAACGAUGUUUUGAGACGCUCUUCACCGCUUUUUCAUGAAUGAAUCUGCUGUUUUUCCUUUAAAAAUCAUUCGUUUCAGUUUCGUUCGUGGGUGAAUAUAUAACGAGUUUUGAUGAUAUUGUUUUUUAAUCCUUAAAAAAAAAUACUUUGGUUUGGAGAAAUAAAAAAAAUAUGAUUCUUGUAAUCUUU
Cyclopterus lumpus (lumpfish) is the source of this 1895-nucleotide messenger RNA. RefSeq names its product microtubule-associated protein RP/EB family member 1-like. The transcript has 6 exons. Lineage: Eukaryota; Metazoa; Chordata; Actinopteri; Perciformes; Cyclopteridae. The record is from RefSeq and is a predicted model, not a curated record. Bases 98 to 1720 code for a protein of 540 amino acids.